GGGGCUGCCAGUAGAAUGGAAAGGGACAGAGAUUCGAAUACAGCCGCACGUGCGAGCGGCACACAUCCCUGCCCAAAUGAUCUCAAAACCCAGAAAGGGGAGAAGAGGACACCGGUCCAGUACGGCGAGAACAGGACAGGGCCACAGGGGACAGAAUGCGACCGAGGCGUCACAGUGAGUGGAUGGAUCCGUAUAGAGUACUUGCAAGAGGCGAAUGAGCUGCGUAAUGCCACAGAUAUGAGCGGCGGGGACAACAGAAACGCCACAGAUAUGAGUCAUACGAAUACAGGGAUUGCCACAGAUACCGAUAAGUCGAAUGUGAAGCCCGGUGUCCGGAUGGAGCCUUCAGGGAUUAGUUGUAGUAGCACCAAUCAGGUGCAGACGGGAUUGUGUUUGUUCGUGGUGCAAGGCUGCUACAAAAACGAGAAUGACCCAAAAGCUGGAACAUCGGACCAGAAAACGAAGAAUUUCGACCCGAAAUUUGGAUUUGGGUCCAGAGUUGGGUCCAAUCCUGAUGCUAUCAAAGCUGGAGCUGGGGGUAUAACAAAUACGAAGCGAUCACGAGCGACAAAACGCACAG
Molecule: messenger RNA, 580 nt
Organism: Sphaeroforma arctica JP610
Lineage: Eukaryota; Ichthyosporea; Ichthyophonida
Exons: 1
Source: RefSeq, a predicted model, not a curated record